Athene cunicularia (burrowing owl) is the source of this 1203-nucleotide messenger RNA. RefSeq names its product chromosome 2 C7orf31 homolog (gene SPMIP4). Lineage: Eukaryota; Metazoa; Chordata; Aves; Strigiformes; Strigidae. Gene Ontology annotation, cellular component: centrosome. The record is from RefSeq and is a predicted model, not a curated record.
AUAUGAUACAUGAUGCUGCUGCAUGACCUGCCCCACUGCUAUAGAGAAAAUGAGAGAACUGAAAGCAUAUCAAGAAUCUUUGAGUCCAAUGAGGUAUUAACUCCACUUCAAAUUCUUUCUUGUCCAACUGUCUCACAAGACAGAUAAGAACAGAACUCGAAAAGGGAAUCCCUUCACUGCUGCAAGCUUCCCUGGGGAAAAGAAAGGGAGCAUGAAGGAAUUGCACUACUUGUACUGCCAGAAGACAACAGGGCAAAGGGUAAGUUAUGUACAUUUGUUAAAGGAUAUCCACCUUAUAGUAGUGGUGUAGACCCUUGUCCAAGGGAGGCUACACAGACAAAAUGUUUAACUUUACACAUUUGUGCUUUCUCUUUGCCCAUAGGCCUUCCCUCUGAGCAACAUUAUGAUGUCACUCAGCUGAAAAAAAGUGAUGGGUGUAUGAAUUAUGAACUGCUUCAUAAACCACCAGACAGUUUGGCUAAAUCUCUGUGCCUGCCAUUUCCCACCUCUCACAUCUCUAGGUACAUCAUGUUCCCAAACUUCUGAUCACCUGAGGAUUAAGACACUAGAAGAUUCAGUCAUCAGCCUUUCCAUCCCAAUAUCCAAGCCAAGGCUUUUGAUGUGGUUGUUCUGAGGAAGACCAGGGGCAAGACAGCACUCUGUCCUAUGCAUCCCCUUAUCCUGGACAAUGAUAACAUGAAAGCAGUUGGCAGAUUAACAGGAGAACUAGGUCAAUACAUGAAAAUAAAGGAAAUAUUUCUGCUUAGUCUCUCGCAAGUGAGACCUCUUGAAGGGUGCACUGUAUGUUUACUUCAAGGUCAAUGUUUCCACAAAUCAAUUCUGCAUGAACACUGGAGGAGUACUGUUCUGAUGCCUCUGCCUUUAUUCAGGGUUCCUACUGUUGCAGCCAGCUACUCAGGCACAAUGCUGGGUAAAAUAGAAACAGUGGCCAGUCUCGGUCAGCAGCAUAAAAGACCAGAGGACAGGCCAAGAGAGACAGCACUGCCUGAAUGCGCAGUCUAGCUCCCUGGCUGUGAGGUUCCUUGGCACCAGACAGCACUGCUGGAGCUGCAGCACUCCUUCUCUAAGACAGCAGCACAAAAACGUUUUCAUGAUUUAAGAUGAGAGACAAAAGACCUCAGCAGUAACAUCACUAAGGGAAAGAGACAAUUCUAUGGUUUCAAUGCUUUUUAUUUCGUUUAA